CAUUUUUAAAUAACAAAUGGAGACAUGAAAUGACCUCCAUUUUAUAAGUUUCGUUUUUUUAUAACCACAGCAAAAAAUUAUCGUCUGAAAUGGUGUUUUAAGUUGGCCGUGUAAGAUUAUUAAUCGUCAUUGUCAAAAGUGUUAAAUUGCAUUUUGUGCCAGACAGUUGCAUUUAUUAUCAUUGUAGAAGUCAAAAUAUGAGUACCGCAAAUCCGUCUUACAAACCGUCCGAAGGGAAACGUGAAGAGUUCAGGAAAUAUUUAGAAAAGAAUGGUGUAAUGGAUGCAUUAACAAAAGUAUUAGUCAAUCUAUAUGAAGAGAUUGAUAAGCCAGAUGAUGCACUAGAGUAUAUUCGUGACAAACUGGCAGUUAUAGCUGGUAUAGAAACAUAUAAACAGAUUCAAACUAAGUUAAUGGAGGCUGAAGAAAAGAUAAAAGAGUUGGAAGGGCAAAUACAACCUGGUGGAGCUGCUGAGGAAGGUGUGCCUCUUGAGGGAGAAGGCAGUGCUACACAUCAGCCAUCUGAUGAACCAGCACAAGUGGAAGGCACCAGUGAGAAAGUUCCUGAUGAAAAUGAACCUGUUGUACAAGAGGAAAAUCAAGAAGAUCAAUAAUUUCUUCUAGUUAAAUCUAUUAUUUUUUGUUUUGAUUAUAGCUUUUUUUAAGUCUUUUUGGUGAUACUUUUUAUACUACUAAGUUAAUUUAUAUUGAUGGAUAAUUAAUUAAAAGUACUUACAUUCUACAGUAGAAA
Messenger RNA from Sitophilus oryzae (rice weevil), 751 nucleotides. RefSeq names its product c-Myc-binding protein. The transcript is spliced from 4 exons. Lineage: Eukaryota; Metazoa; Arthropoda; Insecta; Coleoptera; Curculionidae. Gene Ontology annotation, molecular function: transcription coactivator activity. The coding region runs from base 198 to 614 and encodes 138 amino acids. Gene Ontology annotation, cellular component: nucleus. The record is from RefSeq and is a predicted model, not a curated record. Gene Ontology annotation, biological process: regulation of DNA-templated transcription.